AUGAGUGGACAAGCAUUUGAUGAGCUCAGCUGGCUUGAGGAGCACAGGGCAGGCUCCCCGCGCUGUCCUCAGGCUGUGCCCCGCUUGCGGCCAGCGGGGACCCGGCCUCCCUCCGCCCGGCGGCUCCACAAGAUGGCGAGCGCGGGCUCCCCCGCCCUGCCCAAGAUGGCGGCGGGCGCCCAGGCGCGGAGCGGGAGCCGCACCGGGACCCCCGGCUCGGCCCUCCCGGGGCGGCGGCGGCGGGAGCGGCUGCUCGGGUACCGCGCGGAGGGGUCCCUGGAGGGCGGGAGCCCGGCGGCCGCCUCCGCUCAGCCCGCGGGGGAAGCGUCGCCUGCGGCCCGGCUCCAGCAGCGGGGGGGCCCCCAGCCGCCAGGCCAGAAAGCAGCUGAGAGACGACCCUCAAAGAGGCUAAAAACCAAACACCCUGGUCUAGUAAAAUCUGAGCUAGGACUUCCACGUGGAAGGGGAGCCCUUGCUGCGUUGGUGGAAACACCUCCAACAACGGAUGGGGAUCAGUGUUCAGAGGAUCCAGGAGACCAUGCUGUAAUUCAGCAGCAAAAAGGUGAAAGCAUUCCAGAGACUAACAGAGAGGAACAGGAAAAGGAGCAUAAUGCAUCUCACAAGCCACGUGGGGUGAAAUCAAGAGAUGCUCCAUCAGAAACGGACAGUGGUGAAGGUGCGCAUGCUUGUGUCUGCAGCGAAGAGAGCAGCUGUGAGAGUGCACUUUCUGAUGGGUCUGGCUCGGAGGACACUGCUCUCCCAACGAAGCCGAUGCGACUGGACAGCAGCACCUUCUGGGAUGAAGACAGCAACCAGCCGAUGCCCAUGGACCGGUUCUUUGGAGAUGUGGAGUUUUUGCGGGAUCUCCCAGCAGUUGCUCUCCCAAGCACAACGAUGAGCAGGCGAGAACUCCGAAAGCUCCAUUUCAUUGCGAAGGAAGAGGAGGAGGAAGAGGAUGUUGUCUAACAGCAAAGUGUAAAUAAACUAACCCUUUUCUCAUUGCAACCACGUGA
Molecule: messenger RNA, 1013 nt
Organism: Pezoporus occidentalis (night parrot)
Lineage: Eukaryota; Metazoa; Chordata; Aves; Psittaciformes; Psittacidae
Gene: CUNH1orf174
Product: chromosome unknown C1orf174 homolog
Exons: 4
Coding region: 1-966 (321 amino acids)
Source: RefSeq, a predicted model, not a curated record